GGCUGGCAGCGAGCGGCGAUGGGAGGCCGAGGGCGCCGGCCCGGGCUGCGGCUGCGGUUGCGGGCGCGCGCCACGGCGCGACUCUAGCCAGCGCCAGCGGACUGCGGCCGCCAUGCGGGCACGGGGACGCCGCCGCUGAAGGCCCGGAGCCAUGACCGCCGCGCCCGCGCCGCUGCUGCUGCUGCUGCUGCACGCCUGCCUGCUGCUCGCCCUCGUCUGCAAGCCAGGCUGGUGCUCUGAGGACGAAGAGCGGCUGGUGCGCGACCUGUUCCGUGGAUACAACAAGCUCAUCCGGCCCGUGCAGAACAUGACGCAGAAGGUGGAGGUGCGCUUCGGACUCGCUUUCGUUCAGCUCAUCAACGUGAACGAGAAGAAUCAGAUCAUGAAGUCAAACGUAUGGCUUAGACUGGUGUGGAACGACUACCAGCUGCAGUGGGACGAGGCGGACUACGGAGGAAUCGGCGUUCUGCGUCUGCCGCCCGACAAAGUCUGGAAGCCGGAUAUCGUGCUCUUCAACAAUGCCGACGGGAACUACGAGGUGCGCUACAAGUCCAACGUGCUCAUCUACCCCAACGGCGAGGUGCUCUGGGUCCCGCCUGCCAUCUACCAGAGCUCGUGCACCAUCGACGUGACGUACUUCCCGUUUGACCAGCAGACGUGCAUCAUGAAAUUCGGGUCGUGGACGUUCAACGGAGACCAAGUGUCCUUAGCGCUGUACAAUAACAAAACCUUUGUGGACCUGUCCGAUUACUGGAAGUCGGGUACGUGGGACAUUAUCGAGGUGCCGGCCUACCUCAACAUCUACGAGGGCAACCACCCGACCGAGACGGACAUCACCUUCUACAUCAUCAUCAGGAGAAAGACGCUGUUCUACACGGUGAACUUGAUCCUGCCCACGGUGCUCAUCUCGUUCCUCUGCGUGCUCGUCUUCUACCUGCCGGCCGAGGCCGGCGAGAAGGUCACCCUCGGCAUCAGCAUCCUGCUGUCGCUCGUCGUCUUCCUGCUGCUCGUCUCCAAGAUCCUGCCGCCCACGUCGCUGGUGCUGCCGCUCAUCGCCAAGUACUUGCUGUUCACGUUCAUCAUGAACACGGUGAGCAUCCUAGUGACGGUCAUCAUCAUCAACUGGAACUUCCGGGGCCCGCGCACGCACCGCAUGCCGCCCUGGAUCCGCGCCGUCUUCCUCUACUACCUGCCCAUCCUGCUGCUGAUGCGCCGCCCCAAGAAGACGCGCCUGCGCUGGAUGAUGGAGAUGCCCGGGAUGGGUGCGCCGCCGCACGGGUCGCCGGCCGACCUGCCGAGGCACCUGCCUCCGGUGGCGGCGGCGGCGGCGGCCGCGGCGGCGGCGGGGGCGGGCCACGGGCCGCGCGCCAAGCUGGAGGCGGUCGAGAUGUCCAACCUGCACCACCCCAACUGCAAGGUCAACCGCAAGGCCAGCGCCGCCGAGCUGCCGCCCGCUCGCCGCGAGAGCGAGAGCUCCGACUCGCUGCUGCUCUCGCCCGAGGCCUCCAAGGCCACCGAGGCGGUCGAGUUCAUCGCCGAGCACCUCAGGAACGAGGACCAGUACAUCCAGAUUCGGGAGGACUGGAAGUACGUAGCAAUGGUCAUCGAUAGGCUGCAACUUUAUAUCUUUUUCUUGGUGACCACGGCAGGUACAAUUGGUAUUCUGAUGGAUGCUCCACAUAUAUUUGAAUAUGUGGACCAGGACAGAAUAAUUGAGAUUUAUCGAGGAAAAUGAGUGACUUCCAAGAGAGUUCAUUUUCCUUCUCAUUAUUAUUUUGUGACUGUUCUCAAAAUCAGGACAGUCAGUUAUUUUGAGUGCAGUGUACAACAGAUGUUCCUGUGAAUGAACAUCGUAAACAGUUGAAAGAAGUCUGCAUGCUCUAUGAGCUAUAUAGUGAUAAUCUGUUACUUAAUAGUGAUGGUAAACUAUUCAAACUACAACCACCAAAUCAAGAUACAAUUCAUUAGAUAAAAUGCUAUAUGAUAAUAAAUGAACUCAUAAUGAAUGACCCAUUCAAACUGAGUACAGUUGAACUUGUUGUUAUUAAGUGGCAACCUAGAGUUGAUGAGUGGCUAGUAAGAUGAUAGGCCUAAUGGUUGUUUUGGUCCUAGUUUAAGAACAUUCUUUUAUAAUCAAAAGAAGAGGGGAGUGUUUUGGAAAAGUGGAACAAUGACAUGGAAAUCAUAAAUGUUUCCUUUGAAUAAGGAAUAAUGAGUGCUCAAAUUACAUCCUAUUACAAAAAGGAAUUAGAAUAUUAUCUUCAAAAUUAAAGUGGAGGAUGCUUACACAAUGUAAAUCGCCUUCUAUACAUCAAGAUAUGUCAUUAUAUCUUUGUACAUAUGUUAAUGGAAAGAGUGUAAAUAGCCCACUACAGUAUAAAAGAACAUGUUGUUACAUACACCAAUCAAAGUUGUGCCCUGUGAUUUGACAAUGACAGUGGCUGUGGAAGAAUAGUAGAAGGUCAUUCGCAAGUCAUUUUACUUUCGUAUUACUUUGAGUGCACAUUAGAUUAUGUAGACAACACCAUGUUAGGAGUUGUAGGUGCUUCAUAUCUGCAGUGAAUCCAUAUGGAAUACUGCAAAGUGAAAUUCACCAGUACAAAGUAAAAUGGAAGUUUUGGUGACAGAUUACAUGUUUGAAGAAUAAUGUCCACUUACUGCCAAAAAUGUACGUAACAAAUCUUCUGUAAAUUUCAUACAGUUUCUGUUGUGGAUAAUUCUCUUAGUAUCAAAAUUUUGUAUUACCUUUAAAAUUUUAUUGUAUAUUUUUAUGCAGAUUCAUCCUGUAUAAAAUUUCACAUUUUGUAUAUUGUCUUCAAAAGAAUUUCUCUCAUCAUUAGAAAGCCCUGAUAGGAUUAUUUAGGGUGUGGUUCAAAGAAAUUUAUGUAUUUUAACAAAAUGAUUACACUGCCCAAUUUCUUUGUCUAUGAAUCAUUGGGUAUGUUUUCAUAAUUGAGAAAGUACUGAAGGCCCUCAUUAAAAUGAAAAUCUACAGAAGCUAAAUGCUUGGUGCUGGCUUCCUUUUGAAAAGCAUGUGGCAUUUACACUAUAUCAUAACAGGUAAUGUUUAUUCCUCUUCUGCAUCCUGUCAAAUUGGUAAUAUUUUCCAGUGAUAGUUUUAUCAUUUUUAUUAUGCUUACUAAAUUCUUCUGUUUGAUUGUUUCUUUAUAAACACUGGUUCUGUUGAUUUACCUUAUGUCUAUAAUGGUGAUUUCUACUUCUGCUAAAUCAGUUUUUAACAACUUCCAGUUUUUCUAAAAGAAGAAGGGGAGAAAAUUGUUAGAUUCUGGAUGCAACAAUGUAGAAUUAUAUGUUCUUCCUGUGAGCAGCUUACAUUUAAUCCAAUUUUGUUGCUACUUCAGCAGUUCGUUUCAUUAUUAUACAUCAAUGAAUUAAGCUGUUCCAGUUAAUGCAGUAUUUAUUUCUCACACAUACAAAUGUUUCUGGAUUAAUAUAAACACAACUGCGUGUUAUAAGUCCUGAGCACUGCACCUGAACACAGGUAAAAAGACAUAUGAAUGAGUGGCAUGAAAUCAGAGGGUACACAAUGUUAUCUUACAGUGUUUUAUUGAUGCUUAUUUUUAUAACACAAAAUAAAGCAAAUUAUAUUAAAUAUUAUAAUAACAGAAUACCUGUUCUGUCAAUGAACUGUGCCCCAAUAUACUGCGUGGCAAAUACUAUGUGCAACAGUCUGACAUUUUAGUGAUAUUUAAUGCAAAGAAGAUGCUAACAUUAUUAUUUUGCAAAGAAUGAAAAGACAAUAGGAAAUGUUCAUAGUGCUAGUAUAAUUCAAAACUGAAAUAUCUGGUUUAAAGAAAUACUGUAAAUUCUGCAAUGAUAGACUGUACCUGUCAUUACGACAUUUACGUGUUGUAAUAACAUUUACAAUGAAUUACUAACGGCUUUCCUGGACAACAGCUCCCACAGCCUAUCACUCAGCAAAAUUUAUAGUUAUUUCUCAUAUUAAGAUACAUUCAGUUUAUGAGGACAAAAUAUUCAGAUAAACCCUGAAUAGUUUUAUGUUACAGAACACUUUCUCAACUAAGAACGAAUAUAAGAUGGAACACAGUCAUCAACAUGUGUAAUGCAUGGAAGAAGAAAUUCACAAAUUCAACAUGUUUUUACUAUCAUAUUACAUGCCAACUGAAACAGUUUGCUAUCCAAGUAAAAAAAACGUUUCCUAAAACAAAAUUCCUGAAAAGCGAAUAAUUUUUUUAAGUGAACAAACCAUUUAGUAGAUUUUUUAAAAUUAUCUUACUUCACAUGGACAGAACACUUGCACUUUCUUUAGUGUGAGAGAGCCCCAUAAAGAAUUUUGAUUCCUUUAUUGAAAAACUUAACUUUCAUCAAGGAUUCUAAGAGCAAUGGCUUUAAUGAAUCAGUUGUUUAAAACGUCUUAACAGUUUUCCACUAACGCCAAGGUUGUUAUUGUCACUCUGUGGGUUUUGGCAAAUAAUAAAUAUGUAUUUACUAAAAAUUUAAUAUCCAAAACUUGCAUUGCUGUUCUCAGUAACACUCAAGUUAUCCUUUGCCACAUUUUAUUUAAAUACCUUAUAUGAACUGUAUCUGACUCACCUUUUCUUUUUAUUAAAUUAUUAUAUGUUUCCUUACUAUAUAAUGACUCAAUGUAAUAAGAGCCUAAGCACAAUUAAUACUGAAAUGUAUUUCAAAGUAACAAUGAAAAACAUUUAGUAUUUCUAAUGUUAUUACACACACACACACACACACACACACACACACACACACACACACAAACUCAUACCAGAAAGUCACUUAAGAAAAAUUCAGAGGUUCUAAGUUUAAAGAUGAGCAAUGAAAUUUUGUACACUGAGCUAAAUAUUUUGCAGGUAAUUAAAUACAUGAUAUCAUUUAAAUAAUGUAGACUGUAUAAAAACUGAGCAAUGUUUUGAAAUUUAAUGAUACAAUAGCAUAAAGCAACUGAUGAUGUUGAUAAUAAUAAUGAUAAUAUAUAACAGUUUGUCUUUUGAAAUUCUAGACAAUACUGUAAUUUGGGCUAACUUUGUGUUUUAGUGUCAGAAUUAUUUUCAAUUUUACAAUAAGAUGAAAAAAGCUAUUCCAGAAAUAUUUGUUUUAAACUUAGAAUACAAUAUAUAACAACUGCAUUACCCACCUAUAAAGAUCAGCCAUCUGGAUAAACUACCAAAUCUGUUCAAUAUUGAAAAUUUUGGGGAAGAAUUAUGUGGUCUAAGUUAUGUAUUCUUUCUCCAAUGUAUGAGGUUAUUUUACCUGGUAAUGAAAGAAAGUGAACUAGAUGAAUCUCCUAAUACCAUGUUACAUCCAAAAGUAAUGAUCUUCUUUCUGAAACAGUAUUUUAAUUUACCAGAUCUUUAACCAUCAAUAAAGAGAGUCAAAAUUACUCUUGGUUCCUCAGAAUUAAUGGAUUCUUCUUCCCCCACAAGAUUUGGAAAAUGCCAGAGAAGAAAAUAGCAGAUCAAUAGUGGCACGAUAAACUAAUUGUAAGGUUUCAUUUAAUGAGUUAUUUUCAAAUGGUCUGUGCAUCUCUUUAUCAUCAUUCUCAACAGUCUCCCAUUUUCUUCUGUGUAUGUAAUUCCACAGUAUUUUAGUUUACGUCCUAUGUCUUACAUAAUUUUGCCCUUUUUUUAUAGUGGAUGCUAUUUUGUCAGACAACAUAACAUUCAUGUUUAUACUCGUUAUACAUUUUUCACUCUAUUCUCAAGGAUGAUAGUUUUAAAGAAACAAGAUGAUCUCCAGCAUCUUAGGACAUUGGUGGCUCUAAAGUGCACUGGAGUUUACAGACUGUAAGAUAAUGUAUUAGACAACAUGCAUGCAAGAUGGGUUUUUCUUCUGUCAAAUGAUCAACAGACCAGUUUUAUCUAUGACACAUUUGCACAAAAUGCUUUAUUUAUAUUCAUUUACUGGUGAUGAUACACAUAUCUUCGUAACCUUGGUGCUAUGUGAUCACAUGUGCUCGAUAAUAUCGGAGAUGAUGUGGUAGUGAGAAAAAGUCUUAUAUCAUUUCACUGUUCCCUUGUGCUAGUUCCCACUUACACACACACACACACACACACACACACACACACACACACACACACACACACAGACAUACACAGACAAACACACAGUAGAAUUUUAGAACUGUGUGCUCUGUAAAAAAUUUAGUAGGUACAACAGUGACAGUGGGUGAGAUUCAAAUGUGAAUCCAACAGUUUACUAAUAAUAGAUUGAAAAUUGUAACUAUUUACAAUUUAUUGCAAUAAUUUAACACUAAAUGUUUUGAGGCUUUGGCUGCAUCUUAUUUACAACCUGGGUUCCCCAGAUGCUGAUGAUGAAAUGUUCUUGGAGGUGGCAUACUAAGCCUUAAAAGCUAUCAGCAAAAUCAACACUAUAAAUUGUGAUUGGCUAGAGUUUUUGACCUACUAUUUUUAUACUACUGUCUUGGAGAGAUGCAUUAGGCCUAAUGACUAAAUGAGUUCUCUCAAAGUGAUUGUUGUAACAGUUGUAAGCAUUGACCAUUUGCGUUAUUGGUGUGUAGGUGAAGAAACGAUUUACAGUAUUAUUCACACAAACAAAGUUGACACUCAGAGUGGUGGCUGAUGGGAGCAACUGUAAUUGGGAAUGCCUAUACUGUCACUCCCAUAAGCCACUGCACAGAGUGUCAAUUUUGUUUGCAUGUAUAAUACGUGGGAACUGAAUUAUGUGAUAAUGAUAACAAGGAAGGGGAAUAAAUAGUAAGAAAUAUAAUUAUAAAGCACAUUAGAAGUAUUAAGAAAGAACAGAAAUCAGGGAGGAGAAAACAGAACUGAUGUAACAGAUACAGUAUGGUGGUAUCUUUCCUCUGUCAUCUAGCUGUAUUUCUCUCUUAUGUCACAUUUUAUAUCCCUCCAAUCUACAUUCAUUUUUGGUUUUGACUCCUGCUUUAUGAUCAGGUUGGAUUGUUGUUCAUGUAAUUUGUUAGUAACUUCUAUUUCAUCUAAACAUUUAUUACAUGAAUUACCUAGAUUUGUUCUGUUUCAGAAUGAGAAUAUAAACUACUGGUUUGUGUCUCUGCCAUUUUCAUCUUUCUCUGUUUACACAUUCCACAUAACUCUUGCAGUUCAAGUUUUUGUUAUCAGCAAUUUUUGAUUCAUUUCCAAUUAUGAAUCAUUUAUUUUGCUCUUGGAAAAUACUCUCUUUGGUAACAAGGUAGAUUUUCCUACAUAUAUUACAGUCUGGAUUUUAAGCUGAUGCUUAUGCUGCAGUCAAUUCAUAGCCACUGCAAAAUGCAAGCCAUACUGCAUGACUGCAGUGAAAGUCUUCCUGAUUUUGCUGGCUUAUAUUUUCCUACAUUGCACCCAUUUUUCAGUAUUGUUUAGUAGCUGUAGAAUGAGUGACAAUUACCUUAUACUCUUAACACGAGGUGCCAAAGAAACAACAAUAAUUGUUUGUGACUAAACAUACAUAACUGGAUAGACAUAAUAAAUUAAAUGUUGCAUUUGCAUAGAUAGGAAAUUUAUUUAUUUGCAUAUGAUAAAUAUUAUUAAUUGUGUAAGUCUGCAAUGUGCCAUUUCAAUUAUUUGAGGCAACAGUAUAUUGUUUAUCCACUUUUACAGAUUUAUGCCAAAUAGUUCCCACUAUUGUUGCUUGUUUAAAUUGAAAGCUGAUGUGUUUAAGUUUAAGCUUCAUUAUUGGAAGUGUAACAUGAUAUUAGUUAUUGAAAAACAUGAUGCAAAAAUAUUCUAUCAAUGGUAUAAAUUGAAAUUUUUGUGAGAAUGACUAGUUCCUAUUUGCUGUUUUAGGACUGUGAGGGGUGUGAAGUGGAACCACUAAUAUUUAAAGCGUGGACCUAUAUAAAGUUUUCAAGUGAAAAACUUACAAAUGUGCAGUGAAAAUAAUGCUCAAUGAUGACCAUAAAAAUUAUGAAACAGUUUAUUAUUUAUUCAUAAAUAUAAAACAUUCAGUAAUUGUCUGCCCCCUGCUGUAAAUCAUUCUAUGAUGCAAGUGUUAGUUCCAGUGUUGUGAAGGACACAUGUUGGUGAUCCAAAAAACAGGCUACCUCCCAUAUUAAGGGCCAUGUAACCAUGUUACUAAGUUUCAAAUGUCUUGGGUUCUCAUUUUUGUAAAUAAAUUAUGACAAAAUUGAAAAGUACCAUAUAAUAAAUACAGGACUGUCUUGUUUGACAAUCAA
This is a messenger RNA of Schistocerca gregaria, 8146 nucleotides long. It is a transcript of the gene nAChRbeta1, whose product is annotated as acetylcholine receptor subunit beta-like 1. Gene Ontology annotation, biological process: chemical synaptic transmission; nervous system process; regulation of membrane potential. The coding region runs from base 152 to 1735 and encodes 527 amino acids. Lineage: Eukaryota; Metazoa; Arthropoda; Insecta; Orthoptera; Acrididae. Gene Ontology annotation, molecular function: transmembrane signaling receptor activity; acetylcholine-gated monoatomic cation-selective channel activity. Gene Ontology annotation, cellular component: postsynaptic membrane; neuron projection; synapse. The record is from RefSeq and is a predicted model, not a curated record. The transcript has 7 exons.